UCUGCUAUACCUCGGCCCAGCUGAGAGGAGCAAAUUGUGUGUGCAUUUGUGCAGCGUUAAAAUGAGCAGCUGUUUUAUUUUCUCGGAACUAACCUGGAUAUAAUUGCAAAGCGGGGUUUGCGUCUGUUAUAUUUUUUUAAUCAGCAGUUAUGAAGGAAAACGCGAAGACGCUGUCAGUUGUUAGCUAAGUGUGGUGCUAACUGCUAAGUGUUUCCCUUCACUGUGUUACUUGUGACUGAGGCGUUUGUGAAUGUGCCUUUCGGAUAUCCAUCUACGUGUGUUACAGCUUAUGACUGUUGGCGUAGUCUGGGAACAAAUGGCGCCAGUAAAUAAUUUCUUAUGUAGUUGUAAAUGUGGACACUCCCGGUAACUGUUGGCUACCUGUGUGUGCGCUAGCCACGUAAACUGCUCCUGAUUGGUGUUGACGUAGCAGAAGCAGCUAGCUGGCCUGUCCUGGGUAGCACAUUUUAUGUGAAUUUGGGACACCAAGUCAUUGACAGCCGGCCUGAUAAUUUCAAGACAUCUGGAAGCACCAUUUCCACCGAGGACGUGAGCAGCUGUGACUCAAAAUGCUAUAGCUGCACCUGGAAGUGUUAGUUUCCUGGUCCUGUUGCACUGAGCGGAUGAUGAAGCGGGUCAUCUGGCUGAUAUCAGGAUUAAACAGAAGAAUGAUGAAGCUACUUUUUGCCCUCGCUUUGAUCGCCUACAUUGCCUCUGUCUGGGGAACAUACACAAAUAUGAGAUCAAUACAAGAACACGGAGAGAUGAAGAUUGAGCAGAGAAUUGAUGAAGCUGUGGCUCCUCUCAGAGAGAAGAUUCGUGAUCUGGAGCAAAGUUUUUCUCAGAAGUACCCACCUGUGAAAUUUCUGUCAGAAAAGGAUCGGAAGAGAAUUUUGAUUACUGGUGGGGCUGGUUUUGUGGGUUCCCACCUGACUGAUAAACUGAUGAUGGAUGGACAUGAGGUGACAGUGGUGGACAACUUCUUCACGGGGAGGAAAAGGAAUGUGGAGCACUGGAUUGGGCACGAAAACUUUGAACUCAUCAAUCACGACGUGGUGGAGCCUCUCUAUAUUGAGGUGGACCAGAUCUAUCACCUGGCUUCUCCAGCCUCUCCACCCAACUACAUGUAUAAUCCCAUCAAAACCCUCAAGACCAACACCAUUGGCACUCUUAACAUGCUUGGCUUGGCCAAACGUGUGGGUGCCAGACUUCUCCUGGCUUCUACUUCUGAGGUUUAUGGAGACCCUGAGGUACACCCCCAAAAUGAAGAGUACUGGGGCCAUGUGAAUCCUAUUGGUCCUCGAGCAUGCUACGAUGAGGGAAAACGUGUAGCAGAGACCAUGUGUUAUGCCUACAUGAAGCAGGAAGGUGUCGAGGUGAGAGUGGCAAGAAUCUUCAACACGUUUGGCUCCCGAAUGCACAUGAAUGAUGGACGUGUUGUCAGCAACUUCAUCCUGCAAGCUCUACAGGGAGAACCCCUCACUGUAUAUGGUACUGGUUCCCAAACAAGAGCCUUUCAGUAUGUAAGCGAUCUAGUAAAUGGCCUGGUGUUGUUGAUGAACAGUAACAUCAGCAGUCCAGUCAAUCUGGGAAACCCAGAGGAACACACCAUAUUGGAGUUUGCUCGUCUCAUCAAAAGUCUUGUUGUGAGCCGGAGUCAGAUCCAGUUCCUUCCACAGGCUCAGGAUGACCCACAGAGGCGAAGACCUGACAUCCGAAAAGCCAAGAUGAUGCUAGGCUGGGAGCCGGUGGUGCCCCUGGAGGAAGGCUUGAACAAAACCAUCCAGUACUUCAGCAGAGAACUGGAGCACCAGGCCAACAACCAGUACAUCCCCAAACCUAAAGCCGCCCGCAUGAAGAAGGGACGACCCAGACACAACUGAGGUCGGGUCUCUCAUCAAAGACUC
Messenger RNA from Scomber scombrus (Atlantic mackerel), 1907 nucleotides. It is a transcript of the gene uxs1, whose product is annotated as UDP-glucuronate decarboxylase 1. The transcript is spliced from 15 exons. Gene Ontology annotation, molecular function: NAD+ binding; UDP-glucuronate decarboxylase activity. The record is from RefSeq and is a predicted model, not a curated record. Lineage: Eukaryota; Metazoa; Chordata; Actinopteri; Scombriformes; Scombridae. The coding region runs from base 624 to 1883 and encodes 419 amino acids. Gene Ontology annotation, biological process: D-xylose metabolic process. Gene Ontology annotation, cellular component: cytoplasm.